CAAAGAUCCUCUUAUCCUGUCAAUCGGUCUCUCUUUUGAUUCAUCGAUUUUGAGAGCCCAGAGUGACGAUGAAGAUCAACUUAUGAAGUUCCGAUUAAGUGAUCCCGAUUGACUCUUGUUCCUAAAAACGAGGAUGUUAAUGUGUGGAAAAAUGGAUCCUGUAGUGUAUUGAGAAAUUUUGAAACUCCCAUCAGAUCCUCUACUUCGACCUACAAGCAGGCUGUUUUCUCUCGCAACCCGAGAAAUCGUUGGCUGUACUAUUCUGUAGGCUUGUUCCUUUCCUUUGUCCCAUGGAUACAUAGUUUAGCUCUUCAUUUCAAAAGUUGCAGCGGAGUUUAUUUGUUAGUUAGAUUUUUCGUACAAAUCCUUGGCUUGUCUCUUUUUGAGUUUUUCAAAACAUACAUACAGUUAUCCAAACGCGACUUUUUGUCGUAUCCAAACGAGAGUUCCAUGAUAUGUUCCCCUCUAUUUUGAUCGAUGCCUACUUUUUUUAGAGAAGUAACAAUUUCAUUCUCUAGUUUUUUACUGUCUCGGCUAAUCCAUUGCGCCCAUUCGUUAAUCUCGACAUUUCACCUUCACCUACCUUUCCUCUAAAGAAGACAAAAGAUAGAAUGUCAUCGCCGUCUUCCUCUGGUGUCCGCUAUAUGACGGUCCAGCAGCAAGUGACCGUUUCGCAUCAGGUCAAAGUUUGUGCGCAGUGUGGAAAGCGACUGCCUGAUGCGGUGGAGAACCGUGGCGCCUAUCGGACCGGCGCCAGUCUUGGUGGCUCGCUGGCGAGCUCAUAUGGUGGAUCUAUGGUAGGGGCUGCUGCCGGAACCGCGGUUUUCCCAGGUGUGGGCACGAUGGUUGGGGCACUCGCUGGAGCGAUCGGAGGCGCUGUGGGUGGCAGCAUGGCAGGCGCGGCCGCGAGCGACACAAUUUGCGACACGGUAGAAGCUUAUAGUGACUUUCUAUGCGAAGACUGUAGAGCGAAGGAGGACGCGCGGAUAGCGAGGAACCAAGAGAAUGCAAAUUCUUCAAGCACCAGCAGCGCUCCAAAAGCUGGCAUUCAGGGUGGAAGCUAUGUCCUUGGUGAUGGCAGUCCUUCAAGCUCCACAACGGUCCGGCAAAGAAAUAGUCAAAGAGAAUCUGCAAGGCCAUCACAGACCGGCUUGUCGAUGAGUGGUGGAACUGCAAGUGUGGGCAACACUACCAGAACGCCGCAAGAGGCAGCACAGAAUGAAGCAAAUGUUUCCGAAGAAGGUCGAGAGGGUUCUUGGUUUGGGCCCCUCGAAUCAUGGUGGAGCGGGACUCCAGCGGAUGAUGGAACCCAACCGCAGUCAGAGUCGUCAAGCGGAGAGUGGCGACGAAGUGCGAACGCUACAACUAGUACUUCUAGUACGAAAAAUGGAGUCUUCACUGGUAGAGGGCAUCGCCUCGGCGGAAACUAGAAGAGGCAAACAUGUUGCAGUCGUACCUGCUCCUCGGCAACUGAUUCCAACCUGGGCGAGUAACCCUUGUUCUUCUAUAGAUCAUGGCACACUUUUGAAUUAGGAUUGUGCCACCCAUAAACCAAUUGGCGCUAGAAAAACUCAUUUGCUGAUACGAUCUCGUCCCCUCGUUCCCCUUUCCGUGCCCCGUGAUAGGAACCGCGGCCCCUUUUGUUAAUCCAUCUUUUAAGACCGCUUCUUGUUGACAGAAAUGUCAACAGUAUUUCAUCCUUG
Messenger RNA from Amoebophrya sp. A25, 1703 nucleotides. NCBI's taxonomy places the organism in Eukaryota, Dinophyceae, Syndiniales, Amoebophryaceae. The record is from the annotation of a GenBank genome assembly.